Messenger RNA from Volvox carteri f. nagariensis, 888 nucleotides. RefSeq lists its product as uncharacterized. Lineage: Eukaryota; Viridiplantae; Chlorophyta; Chlorophyceae; Chlamydomonadales; Volvocaceae. The transcript is spliced from 2 exons. The record is from RefSeq and is a predicted model, not a curated record. Bases 1 to 888 code for a protein of 295 amino acids.
AUGGCGAUGGCCGUGAUGGUGGUGAUGGGAACCGUGAACGCGUUGGUGAUGGUGGGGGCGCUAGUGCUGGCGAUGGUGGGGGUAACCGUGAUGGCGAUGGUGGGGGUGCUUGCUCUGGCGGUGGUGGCGGUAACUGUACUGGCGGUGGUGAAGAUAAUUGUACUGGAGAUGGUGGGGGUGAUUGUACUGGAGAUGGUGCGGAUAAUUGUACUGGCAAUGGUGAGGAUAAUUGUACUGGAGAUGGUGGGGGUGAUUGCACUGGAGAUGGUGGGGGUGAUUGUACUGGAGAUGGUGGGGGUGAUUGUACUGGAGAUGGUGGGGGUGAUUGUACUGGAGAUGGUGGCGGUGAUUGUACUGGAGAUGGUGGGGGUGAUUGUACUGGAGAUGGUGGGGGUGAUUGUACUGGGGAUGGUGGGGGUGAUUGUACUGGGGAUGGUGGGGGUGAUUGUACUGGAGAUGGUGGGGGUGAUUGUACUGGAGAUGGUGGGGGUGAUUGUACUGGAGAUGGUGGGGGUGAUUGUACUGGGGAUGGUGCGGAUAAAUGUACUGGGGAUGGUGGGGGUGAUUGCGCCGGUAAUGGAAAUUGUAACUGCGAUGAAGGUCGCGUUGGCGGGGAUGGCGGGGCGGGGGGUGGAGAAGGUGGUGACGGUGGUGACGGUGGCCGUGGAGGUGGUACGGGUGGUGCUGGUGGUCGUGAUGGUGGUGGAGGUGGUAGUGGUGAUGGCGGGAAUGGUGGAGGUGAUGGCGGUUCCGGUGGGGGAAAUGGUGGCGCGGGUGGUGGUGAGGGUGAUGGCGGCGGCAGUGGCAGUGCUGGUGGCGAUGGUGGUGGUGAUGGCGAUGGAGGCUUUGGUGGUGGACUUGGAGGUCUCGGGGUUGGUGGUCGCCUAG